This is a messenger RNA of Corvus hawaiiensis (hawaiian crow), 1723 nucleotides long. Its product is annotated as centrosome-associated protein CEP250-like. Bases 26 to 1723 code for a protein of 565 amino acids. The record is from RefSeq and is a predicted model, not a curated record. NCBI's taxonomy places the organism in Eukaryota, Metazoa, Chordata, Aves, Passeriformes, Corvidae. The transcript is spliced from 10 exons. Gene Ontology annotation, biological process: cilium assembly.
UGCCCUUGAGGGCCGACUGGCAGCCAUGGAGUGUCGCCAACAAGACCUUUCCAAGCAGCUGGCAGAGACCAGGUCAGCGAAGGAGAGCCUGGAAUCCAGCCUGUUUGCUGCUCAGCAGCAGAUAUCUCAGCUGGAGAUCACCAGCAACCAUCUGGAGGCUCAAGUGCUCACAGUCACACAGGCCAAGGAGGCGCUCCAAGGAGAAGUGCAGUGCCUCCAACGUGAGCUGGAAGCAGAGAGAGCUCUCAGGAAGCAGGAGCAGGAAGACACAGCGCAACAGCUCUUGCAGGCAGAGCAGCAGCGUCAGGAAAGCCUCAGGCUUCAGGGAACUGCUCAGCAGGUGGAAAUAAACAAGCUCCUGCAAGACCUGGCAAGUGAGCGGGAAAGGCACCAUGCAGAGAUGCAGGAGACGCUGCAGCAAUGGGGAAAAGAGAAGGCAGAGAGAGAGCAGGAGCACGAGAAGGUGCUGUUUGAGAUGAGGCAGAAAGUUGCCACCCUGCAGGCUCAAAGAGAAGAGGAACGAACUAGAUUUGAAAAUGCCAAGCGAGAGGUCCUGCUGGAAAAGCAGAAGGAGAAGAAUUCUUUAUCAGAGACACUGCUCCAAACUCGGGGACAGCUAAGCCGAGCCUGCCAGCAGGUGCAGCAGCUCAGGCAGGAGGUGAAAAAGCAGCAAGAGAAGGGGCAGACCAUCGAGGCAAAGCUGCAAGCUGAGCUGCAGGAAGCUCGGAGGGAAAUCCAGGCAGCGCAGAAGAGGCACGAGGAAGAACUACGAGGCAUCAAAGAGGAAAUGAAUCUCCUCCUUGUGGAGAGGGAGGCUCUACAAAAGCAGGUGGGAGAGUUGACAUCUCAGCUGGCAGCCUCCAGAGAGUCCCAAGCAACGAUUGUUCAGAGAGCCCAGCAAGAUGUGAGCUGGGCCCAGGAGCAGUCAAGGCAGAAGCUGUUGGAGGUUGAGCACCUCCAGAAGAUGCUGGAGGAGGCAGAACAUCAGAACAAGGAGCUGCAAGUGCACCUGAAGAACUUGGAGCUGGAAGGGAGUCAAUGGGAAGAAGUGGCACGCCAAAAUUCAGGAUUUCGGGCUUCCUUGGACGCCCUGGAGAAGGAAAAAGCCAGGCUGGUUCUGUCUCUGGAGGAAAAGAACCUGUGCCUCAGAACACUGGAAGAAAAGAACCAGGCACUGAACAAUCAGGUGUCUCAGUUUCGUUCUGCUCUUCACGAGGCCGAGCAGCUCUGUUCAAACCGCACAGGACAACUGCUGGCGCUCAACAUCCAGGUGCUGGAGGCUGAGGUGUCUGAGCUGCGUAGGAAGCUCCAGAGCUCUGAUGACAAAGCACUUUCAUUGGCCAUAAAGUUUAACACCUCAGAGCUGGAGCUGAGGAAGACACAGGCUCAGUGGGACAAUCUCAGAGCCUGCAACCAGGAGCUGCAGCAGGAGUUGGAGGAAAGUGAGCAAGCGAUGUGGAGGGCAGAACACCAGAAGACCUGUCAAGAAACUGCCCUGGAGAAAGAGGCCAUUGCCCUGAAGGAAGAGGCUGUGACUCUUCAUCAGGAGGUGGCAUCUCUGCAGAGGAAACUGGAGAGCCUGGAGAAGGAAAGGAAGGAUGUGCUGGUGAGAACGGCAGAUGCCAUGAAGGGCCAUUUCCUAGCUAUGUUUGGCCCUUGUGUUAAUAGUUCUAAGGAGCACCUCUUUGCAGUUGAACUUGUCAAAUUGCAUUCUUCUGAAUAA